UUUCCCGCGUAUUCCCAAGCCUCCCUCUUUCUCUCCCUUUUCUCUCCGUUUCUCUCCAAUUUCUGCACAUAGUCCCCCAUUUCUGAUCUCCCACUUCUCUCCAAUUUCUGCACAUCCAUCUCUCAAAGAAGAAGUCGACGCACAUCUUGAACAGAGAAUAUGAUAUAGCUUCCCUAUUCACGGACAUCUUCACUAUUCAGGAUUCCUAGCGAGCGCGAGAGAGAGAGAGAGAGCCAACUUCUUCGCCCCCAAGCGAUUAGCCUUCCUCACCUGUGCGACCCAAGCCUCUCUACCCUGCUUCAUCAAUGGCGACCGCGACGACUGUGAAGGACGUUUCGCCUUAAUAGUUCGUGAAGGCCUACUCAGCUCAUCUCAAGCGAUCCGGCAAGAUGGAGCUGCCGGAGUGGGCAGAUAUUGUGAAGACUGCAAGGUUUAAGGAACCGGCUCCUUAUGACCCUGAUUGGUAUUAUGUGAGAGCUACCUCCAUGGCAAGGAAGAUCUACCUGAGAGGAGGUCUUGGUGUUGGUUCUUUUAGAAGGAUUUAUGGUGGGGGUCAGAGGAAUGGAAGUCGUCCACCCCAUUUCUGCAAGAGCAGUGGUUCCGUUGCUCGCCACUCUCUACAACAGUUGCAGCAAAUGAACAUUAUUGACGUUGACCCAAAGGGAAUUAAUGACAAAAUGCAUACCUGGAGACCUGUUUAAGUAAGAUAGGAAUUACAACAUAUUUCCAGCCACAAAAAUCUGGCUGGAGCAUUUACAAGCAAAUACCAGUAACAUUACUAAUCAAAGAAGCUUGUCUUAGACACACCAUGGAAAACUAAGGAAAUGAGCCCUAUCCAUUCCCUCAUUGUAACGACCCC
Juglans regia (Persian walnut) is the source of this 859-nucleotide messenger RNA. Its product is annotated as 40S ribosomal protein S19-3-like. Gene Ontology annotation, cellular component: cytosolic small ribosomal subunit; ribosome. The record is from RefSeq and is a predicted model, not a curated record. The transcript has 5 exons. Gene Ontology annotation, molecular function: structural constituent of ribosome; RNA binding. Gene Ontology annotation, biological process: ribosomal small subunit assembly; translation. NCBI's taxonomy places the organism in Eukaryota, Viridiplantae, Streptophyta, Magnoliopsida, Fagales, Juglandaceae.